Molecule: messenger RNA, 1147 nt
Organism: Pyricularia grisea
Lineage: Eukaryota; Fungi; Ascomycota; Sordariomycetes; Magnaporthales; Pyriculariaceae
Exons: 2
Coding region: 436-852 (138 amino acids)
Source: RefSeq, a predicted model, not a curated record
CUCGCGUCGUUUGCUUGGCCCUUGCCCUUCUCGGGCAGGUACUUUCCCACACCUGCAUGCCUGGCCUGCAGGGCUAACACCGACGACGACAGGGCGAAGAGGUAAAGGACGGAGACAAUCUUGUUGUCUUCCAUUUUCGUCAUGGGCUAUCCAUUUUACCCCUGACCCGUGUACUCCGCCUGCCAACCCUCCUCCCUACCCCAUGGGUAUGUAUGUAUGUACCUAUGCUGUUGGCGGUGGUAACAAAGUCCAAAAGUAUAUCACGGCAGCCCUUCCCAACCCUCCUCGAUGCGGGUUUUCUUCUUUCCCUUCUUCACCCCCUCAGCUUCCCUCAAGUGUACGCUCCAAGUCGACGAAUAAAGGCCCUGAUUUAUUCAACUUUCGUUGCCAACUUUACGGUUUAAACCUCCUCCAACGAAAAAAAACUCAGUCAACAUGAAGGUCAUCGCCAUUCUGUCGCUCGUCUCGCUCGCCUUCGGCAGCGUCGUUGAGAAGCGCGAGUGUGCCGGCAACAACUGCAACCGUGCCAUCACCGGUGUCGCAGACCGCCCUGCUCCCAUCUCGAUCCGCCAGGCCGACUGCUCCAGCUUCCAGACCACCGUUGUCACCCCGCCUGCCACUACCGUGACUGUGACCGUCGAGGCUGAGGGCACCGCCGUCAUCAAGCGUGACGCCAUCCUCGAGAUCCGCCAGGCCACCGUCAACGUCAAGCCCACCUACGCCACCGCUUGCUCGUCUGACGCCGCCUACGCUUCGGCCUGCAGCUGCUGGGGCAUCACCUCUGCCGUCAGCACUGCUCCCACCCCCACCGUCACCGUCACCAGCACUAUCGACUACUGCGACGACUUGUAAAUGGUUUCGACGCUGGCUUGAUGGUAAAGGGGGUUUUGCUGUGAGGAGGAGGUUCCUGGACGUGGAGGAAGUGGCUGUUAACAACAGUCUUAUGGGUUGAUCGAGCUUCAUCUUUUGGGAAGUGUUUGAACCUUCCCCAGAGGAGCGAGUGGCUUGGUCGGACCCGAAGCACCUUUCACGACUGGGUAUGGAUUCUUGCAGUAGAACUCCCUGCUGUCAGGGGGUUGAUGCAUGUAACGGGAUUUUAACGAGGAAAAAAAUAAGAUUAGAUUCUUGUAAAUGCUAAUGAUUAAAG